GCUGGCUCCUGCGCGCUGGCAGUACUCCCCUACCAGUAGUCCAGUACUCCUAUCACUACGACUGCACGACACAAGUUUAAAAAGAAUCCUAUCGCCAUUAAUGGCACCCUCUGGUCACUGCCUUCUUUUUGCUUUGACCCAGGACAGAGAGAGGGCCGUGUAGUCACCUCACCGUUUAGGAAUUUGAAGGGCUUGGUGCUGCCACUGUUACCGCCCAGUGGCGUGGUGUAUGCGUCAACUAGUAUCUUGCCUUACGUGGUUGCAGGGGUGAGAGAGAGUGAAAGAGUUGAGAGACGAUGGAGUUCUUGGUGCUGUUCCUCGUCGUCUCCAGCUCCCUUGUGCUCCCUUCCUUGGGUCUUGCUGUUUCAGGUCAAGAAGAACAUGAGCUGGUUCACCUCCAUGAGCCAUCUCAGGCAGGUGUGCAUGUAUCAGUCGCUCACGAGGAACUCCGCAUGGUGGCCUCUUCGGUUCUUGGAGCAGAGUCCUGGCUCAGGACCCAUGUCCUGGCACACUACCCCUCAGAGCACAUCACCACCAUCGUUGUAGGCCAUGGCGUCACCUGCAACCAUGGUUGCGAGCUCCUCUCGCUUCGCCUCUCACACGCCGUCAAGAAUCUGCACCACUCUCUGGUGCGGUGGGGCCUUGUUGAUGAUAUCAAGGUCACAGCUGCAUCCACCAUGUGCGUGAGGGACAGAGGUGUUCUGAAGAGGAGGCUCUAUGGUAGGCACCACUUGCCACCGUCGCUCACGUUCCCGCCACCGCAACCGCCUGCAGGGUUGACAAAUUUGCCUCCGCCGCCAGGAGUGCCACUGUCCUUUGCACCAAAUUACCCGCCUGAAGUUGUCCCGUCAGUUCCACCCACUUCUACUGUGCCGGUGCGCUCUCCAGUUGCUGUGCCAGCAAGCCCACCGCCCGCGGUGUCUGCUAGUCCACCUUCCACAAUGCCCUCUAGCCCACCCACAUCAACGCCUGCUAGUCCGCCUGAGGCUGCGGACGGCAUAGCCCCAUUGGCGAUGCCGCCGCCAUGCUUGGCUCCGCAGGCAGCAGCAAUGUCGCCGCCUCCUUGGUCCAGUGAAGGUGGGAAUGGUGGUGGGGGUUUGUGGUGUGUGGCCAAGCCGACUGUACCGGAAGACAAGCUGCAGGAAGCAAUGGACUAUGCUUGCGGCCAGGAUGGAGUCGAUUGCCAGGAGAUUGCAGCUGGAGGAAGGUGCUUCUACCCAGACAACAUUGCAUCGCACGCGUCAUAUGCGUUCAAUAGCUAUUGGCAGAAAAUGAGGCGGAUCGGUGGGGACUGCAAUUUCGGUGGUACUGCUGUGCUGAUCAAUUCUGACCCAAGCUACCUCCAGUGUCGCUUCAUGCUGGGUUGAGAAAGCUGUACUAGGAUCUUCUCUUCUGGUUUUUGCGAAAUGAAGUUGUGGAUCUCACUCAACGAGUAAUGGCUUUGCUGUCAUGCAUCGGUCGGGCCAGUCGGACCAUUUUCGGUCAUCCUUGUCGGCUAAUUCCUUGUUCUAGUAUCGAAUUGGUCUAGUUCUAGGAUCGUUAAUUCCUUGAUGUGGUUCACUACUUUCUGGAUGCCUGCUUCGCGUGGCUCCUGGGUCUAUUCUACAGCAUCUUGCUGUCACUGUCAGAUUAGGAUGGUUCUGUCAUGCAAAAAUAUACUCUUCAUUAAGCUUUUGAACUACGA
Phragmites australis (common reed) is the source of this 1684-nucleotide messenger RNA. Its product is annotated as sulfated surface glycoprotein 185. Bases 297 to 1367 code for a protein of 356 amino acids. The transcript has 4 exons. The record is from RefSeq and is a predicted model, not a curated record. NCBI's taxonomy places the organism in Eukaryota, Viridiplantae, Streptophyta, Magnoliopsida, Poales, Poaceae.